AUGUGUGAAAACGAAGAUAAUAUAAUUACAAUAGGAAAAUAUGUAAUAGUAAAAAAAUUAAAUUUCAAAAAAAUUUAUAAGGUAACUAUUGAUGGUACUUUAAUGUUGGGAAAAGAUUUAGUACAAAUGCAUGAAAUUAUUGGAAAACGUUUUUGGACCACUUUUGAAAUGAUACCAAUGAAAGACAAAAAACGAACAUAUUUUUUAAAAGAGGUAUUAGAAACAGAAUCAUUAAAUGAUUUAUUAAAUGAACUACCAAGUGGUACUGAUAAUCGUUCUAUAGUUGAUGAUGGUAAGUCACAAAAACUUUCUAAGGAAGAAAUAUUUCAACUUCAAGAAUCUGGUAAGAGUAGUAAAGAAAUAGUAAGCAGCCUAAUUGAGAAUAAUAAGUCUUUCUUAGAUAGAACAGAAUAUUCUCAGGAAAAAUAUUUGAAAAAGAAAGAAAAGAAAUAUUUUAGAUAUAUAACAAUAUGGAAACCAAAUAUAAGUUCAUUACAUGAUAUAUAUUUUAAGCUAGAUCAUAAUAAAAUUGGAAAUUUAAGAAUGGAUUCUUUAUCGCAAUUAUUGUCAUACAGUGAUGUUCAAUCAGAUGGAUUAUAUAUAUUAUAUGAUAGUGGAUCACAUGGCUUGCCAGCUGCUGCAAUGUUAAAUAGAAUAGGUUCAAAUACAAAAGGAUAUUUAAUUAAUUUGCAUCCUGGAAAUGUUCCUCAAACUGCUCUUGUCCAUGCCAUGAAUUUUUCUACAGAACAAUUAACGAGAUUAAUUAAUGUUAAUAUUUACAGUUUUUUAAGACUAUAUUAUCAAGGUGAAAAUGCUGUUUUAAAUAACAUUUCAAAAAAAUGUAAUUUAAAACAUGAUUUGUCAAAUAAAAUAAAAGAAGAUGAAAGUAAAAAUAAUAAUGAAAAUCACAUAAAUAAUAAAAUUUCGCGAAUAAAAGAAGAAAAUAUUAAAGCGCGAAAUUCGGAUAGUGUUAAUGAAUCAAAUGAAAAUGAAACAAUUGAUCAUAGCAUAGAUAAUAAUUUAAAACGCAAAUUAAAUGAAUGUAAUGAAUGUAAAUUUGCAGAAGUAACGCCUGCAAAGAAACCAAAGUGGUUAUUGGAAACGCAACGUGCAGUAAACCUUUUUACAAAUUCUAAAGCUCGGGGAUUAGCUAUUAUUGCUAAAGAACAUCCUUUAAAUAUCAUUGUUGCUCUUUUACCAUUUUUAGGAGCAUCUAGACCAUUUGUAAUUUAUCACAUGUAUCGAGAAUCGUUACAAGAGACUUAUAUGAUGUUAAAACAAAAACAAAAUGUUAUUAAUCUGAGACUUUUUUCCAAUUUUUUACGUUCGUACCAAGUAUUACCUGAUCGAACACAUCCUGAUAUUUUAAGUAGUGAUACAGGAGGUUAUUUAUUAACAGGAUAUUUAGUUCAAUAAAAAAUAAUAUUAAAUAAUUAAAAUUUUAUAUAUUUAAAAAUCGAAUUAAAUAAAAUUUAUGCGAUAAAUAUAAUAACGAUAUACUUUUUAUAAAUGCUUUAGAUUUAAAUUAAUUUUUGAAAAAAAUAAAGAAAUAUUAUUUAAUA
Apis cerana (Asiatic honeybee) is the source of this 1562-nucleotide messenger RNA. It is a transcript of the gene Trmt6, whose product is annotated as tRNA methyltransferase 6 non-catalytic subunit. Lineage: Eukaryota; Metazoa; Arthropoda; Insecta; Hymenoptera; Apidae. Gene Ontology annotation, biological process: tRNA methylation. The record is from RefSeq and is a predicted model, not a curated record. Gene Ontology annotation, cellular component: nucleus; tRNA (m1A) methyltransferase complex.